This is a messenger RNA of Rhodofomes roseus, 1078 nucleotides long. RefSeq names its product Thioesterase/thiol ester dehydrase-isomerase. Gene Ontology annotation, molecular function: fatty acyl-CoA hydrolase activity. The transcript is spliced from 9 exons. The record is from RefSeq and is a predicted model, not a curated record. NCBI's taxonomy places the organism in Eukaryota, Fungi, Basidiomycota, Agaricomycetes, Polyporales, Fomitopsidaceae. Bases 95 to 598 code for a protein of 167 amino acids.
CUCACACGUGACCGUGUCGGCGCGAGUAUCGUUGUCAGCGUGUACGCGGUGUAUCGUGUCGCUCGUAUAUCGUCUGCCGUUAGCAACUUCGACCAUGGCGGCCUGCCUCAGAUUUACCCGGAGGGUCUGGAAAUCUUUCGUCGAGAACAAAGGGCACGACCAACAUUGUUUUCCGAACCUCAAGAUUCUCGAUGCAAAACCUGGUUUCCUGCAAGCGUCACUCAAGAUCGAGCCGUAUAACCUGAACAGAGUCGGAACCGUCCACGGCGGCCUCAUCCUGUCUCUCACGGACACAAUGGGGUCCCUUGCUGUAGCGACCAAGGGACAGUUCCUCACAGGGGUGUCCGUCGACAUCGGAACGUCGUUCGUAAAGCCGGGCGGUCGUGUAGGCGAUGAAAUGCGAAUGAGUGCAGUCGUAGUUGGCAUAGGGAAGUCCCUCGCGUACACUCGUGUCGAGUUCUUCAACGCUGCCGGGCAGCUGGCAGCUUACGGCCACCAUACCAAGUACGUCGGCAAGUCCGCCGGACACGAGAACGACGUUAAAUUCUCGGAGGAUGGCGAGACCGUGCUCGAAGGGAAGGACCUGGACGUAGACUAACGGACAUGCACAUGCUUGCCAUGGCCCACCGCUCCUGCGCACGCCAGAGGCAAUCUCUGCGCAAUACAUGCCUAUCUCGCGCGAAGAGCACCUAUACGCUUCAAAUCCUCGGUGGAUCCACGACAUGCCGCGCGAGAAACACUAUGACUCGGCUCUUGCCGUGGUAAAGAUGCUGGUCUGCGCCCUUCCUGUGCUUCUCCGGAGCCGCAUGGCAGAAAUGCACUAGAACGAGGCUAAAACUGUACGGGGUGGAGUGCUGGUGCUGCUUCUGCUUCUGGCGGGAUCUUGGGCGGGAUUGACAGUCAGUGCAAGCGCACGCCACGUUGUGCGGCCACAACCGUGACGAUUGGCGUUCCUGUGGCUGGUCCCGUACAUGCUUCUUGCAUCCGCUGCUCAGGCACAAGCAAUGAGCGGCACCGGUCUUCGGACGGAUUCUUCCCGUCGCGGAAACACAGGCGCACUGUACUCUUCUGAGAAGCC